Messenger RNA from Sitodiplosis mosellana (orange wheat blossom midge), 2727 nucleotides. It is a transcript of the gene Oseg5, whose product is annotated as intraflagellar transport protein 80 homolog. The record is from RefSeq and is a predicted model, not a curated record. The transcript is spliced from 10 exons. Gene Ontology annotation, cellular component: centrosome; cilium; intraciliary transport particle B. Lineage: Eukaryota; Metazoa; Arthropoda; Insecta; Diptera; Cecidomyiidae. Gene Ontology annotation, biological process: cilium assembly. Gene Ontology annotation, molecular function: protein binding. Bases 425 to 2695 code for a protein of 756 amino acids.
GUGUUUUUUUUAUUCACUCGUUCUGUGUAGCAUUGUUUGGCGUUGAUUUAUUGCAAACCGGUUAAUUUUUGAACAAUUUUGUCGAUGUGAAAUUAAUUUUUCAACGAGAAAAUUGACGAAAGAUAUGAUCAAACAUAUUCCCAAAUGAGAAUAUGCCUAUGGGUGAGAUGUUACAGGCUGGUUUUUGCAAAUGAUUUUUCUCAUUUGGAUUCCGAAGAACAAAAGGAACAAAAUGCUGGAAACGACAAAAAUACUCUUCUCUUUUGGUCUUUGGAAAAUGAAAUUAUAACGGACCGAUUUUGAAAUCUCUAUCAAAAUACACAAUUGUUGCCCCGGAAACCAUGUGUAUACAAACAGACGCUGUGUUUCAUGCUUUCCAACAUUUUAUCUUCGAGUCAUAAAAUCAACUCACUUUGGCCGCAGGAUGAAAUUCAAAAUAAAUAUCAACAAGGAGGCCAAGCACAAUGGGGUGUUGUGCUGUCUGGAUUGGUCGAAAAAUGAUGAGGUCUAUACGAUUGGCGACGAGCAACAGUUAUUCAAAUGGGACGCAAAAACUCGCAUAGGAACACAAGUAGCGAAAUUACCCGAGGAUUUCUAUCCAACUGACUUGCAGUGGCUAUGUGGCACGCGAACAUCCACCAAGUCUAGUGGACCGGGCAGUAAUAGUGGCAACAAAGCGAGUGACUCGCUAUUGAUUUGUAGCAACGAUGGCCGAUUCAUAAUGCUGAAUCGUAGUGCUCGAGCUGAACGAAUUGUGAAUGCACAUGUUGGAUCAAUUAAUGCAGCGCGAUGGAGUCCCGAUGGAACUGGCUUACUAACUGCCGGCGAGGAUGGAGUGAUUAAAGUAUGGUCAAAACUGGGCAUGUUACGAUCGACAAUAAUUCAAAACGAAACUCCAAUUCGAACUGCAUGCUGGUCGCCAAAUUCGAUGUCUAUCGCAUACUGCACCGGGCCAUUCAUUGCGAUCAAACCAUUAGCAGCCAAUAGCAAAUUGAUCAAGUGGAAGGCUCAUUCUGGGAGUGUUUUGUGCCUGUGCUGGUCUAAUGAGACUCAACAUCUUGCAUCCGGAGGAGAUGAUUGUCAGUACAAAAUUUGGGACAGUCAAGGUUCAUUGAUAUACGCCAGUUUUGUGGAAGAUCAUAGCAUAACUUCGGUUGAAUUCGGGCCCAAGGGAAUUUAUUUGGCUGUUGGAGGAUUCAACAUGUUGAAGCUGUGUCAUUUUACUGGAUGGUCUUACAGCAAUACGAAAUUCAGUUCGCCACCAAUCGGAUCAGUUUACAGUAUUCGUUGGUCAAAAGAUGGAACUCAAUUAGCGGCUGGUGGUGGAACGGGCACGCUUAUUUUUGCACAUAUCAUCGAACAAGAGAAAGUGAGUCGAAAUCUCAAAGCGAAAACAAUAGCUCGCAAGGUUAUUGAGCUACAAGAUAUUGUUACCCGUACGGUAGACACGCUGGACUUUCCGGAUCGGAUUAUCAAAUGGGAGAUUGGCUAUGGGCAUUUGGUCGUGGCAACCACAAAUCAAGUGCAUGUUUACAAUGAAAAGUAUACAAACACGCCAUUGACUAUAAUUGAUGGUCGACCCGAUGUCAAGGUUUUAAUAUUGGCGAAAAAGCAUUUUCUGGUAUUGGACAGUACUGCGGUUUCCAUAUUCACUUAUUCCGGUCGAUUGCAUCUAACACCGAAAUAUUCGGGUUUAACAGCACAAUUGACUUCAUUGAAUGAGAAAACACUGUCAUUAGGCUUACACUACAUGGCUGUUCGUGAUUGUGGCGAUGAAAGUUUGAUUUAUGUGUUUGAUUUGAUGCCAGGUGCAUCACGUCAGAAUGAAGUCACCACAUGUCAUACGAAAACAACCGUACAGCAAAUUGCAGUGAGUCGUGCCGGUACCGUUGAUGACCAAUACAUGGUUUUUAUUGACACUAAUCGCGAUAUAUUCUGUGCAUCAUUGAAAAAUGGUUCAAACUUUGAGAUCUACAAAAUUGGAACUCAGGUGCUUUCAACGAUGUGGGCAAGUGAGUCAAACAUGUUGGUUGGAUUACAUGAUGCUUCGUAUAGCAUUUGGUAUUGCCCGGGAGAGGCUUGCAUGGAUCCUACAGUUGUUGCGCUGACAAGGGUCACAUUCGACAUUACCGAGCUGGGCAAAAAUAUCGUUCUAGACAAUUUUGAAGGCUCAAUUGUGACAUUCAAGAGCUCGGGUGCAUUGUAUCCAAUUCAAGUGAAUUUGCUAUGCGAAACAUUACAUAAACUGCUAAACGACGAGUUAUGGCCUAGAGCUCUGACGUUGUGUCGUCGCGUUCAGGAUUCAAUUCUUUGGGCUGCAUUGGCAGCGAUCUCAUCAAAGAAGAAUCAACUGGAAAUUGCUGAAGAGGCCUAUUCAGCGUCUUUACAAAUCGAUAAAGUGAAAUAUUUGCAGCACAUCAAGAAUCUGGCACCGAACAGUUAUGAGCAAAUGGCAGAGAUAUCGGUGAUGAUGGGACGAAGUAAUGAAGCCGAGACCAUUCUGCUGCACAAUAAUAAGACUAGCGAGGCAAUUCAACUUUGCGUUCGUAUGCAUCGAUGGGAACGGGCACUUGACGUGGCCAAAUCGCAGAAAAACCAGUCGGACCUCGAAUGGGUUCUGCAGCAACGCAAAAAAUACUUGAACGCAAUAAAUCGCGACGAAUAUUUACAACCAUUCAAACAAAUCCAACAAUAAAUGAAUCUGUUUCAAUAAAAUAUCAUGGAAAA